Messenger RNA from Octodon degus (degu), 1359 nucleotides. RefSeq names its product glutathione S-transferase omega 1 (gene Gsto1). Gene Ontology annotation, cellular component: cytoplasm. Gene Ontology annotation, biological process: L-ascorbic acid metabolic process; glutathione metabolic process. Bases 173 to 892 code for a protein of 239 amino acids. The record is from RefSeq and is a predicted model, not a curated record. NCBI's taxonomy places the organism in Eukaryota, Metazoa, Chordata, Mammalia, Rodentia, Octodontidae. Gene Ontology annotation, molecular function: glutathione transferase activity; glutathione dehydrogenase (ascorbate) activity. The transcript is spliced from 6 exons.
UGCGGCGCCCUCUGCCUUUAAUUAGGGCUCCGGCGCGCGGCGCGGGGGGACAGCGCGCGCAGAGUCGGCGGCGCCCCGGCAGCAGUUGGGAAGGCGGCGGUGCAGGGGCCGGGGGUCGGCCAGUGCUUCCCGCGGCGCUCGGUGCGCGGAGCUCGCUCGGUGCGCGGCGGCGAUGUCGGCCAGGACCCUCUCGGCAGGCAGCCCGCCCCCAGGCCCGGUUCCGCAGGGCGCGGUGCGCGUCUACAGCAUGCGCUUCUGCCCGUACGCCCAGAGGGUGCUGCUGGUGCUGAUGACCAAGGGGAUCCGUCAUGAAGUCGUCAAUAUCAACCUGAAAAAUAAACCCGAGUGGUUCUUGGAGAAGAAUCCCCUUGGCUUGGUGCCCGUGCUGGAGAACAGCCAGGGCCAGUUGAUCAGCGACUCUGUCAUCAUAUGUGAUUACUUGGACGAAGCAUUUCCUGGGAAGAAGCUGGUUCCAGAUGACCCCUAUGAGAAAGCUUGCCAAAGGAUGAUCCUGGAGUUAUUUUCUAAGGUGCCAUCGCUGAGAGUCAGCAUCAUAAGACUGCUGCACAAGAAAGAAGACUGCUCUGACGUGCAAGAGGAGCUGAAGAAGGAGUUGAACAAGCUGGACGAGGUCCUGGUGAAGAAGAGGACGACUUUCUUUGGUGGCGACUCUGCCACUAUGGUUGAUUACCUCCUCUGGCCCUGGUUUCAGCACCUGGAAUUACUGGAGAUGCACAAGUGGGCAGCCCAGACUCUGAAGUUUCAGUCCUGGAUGGCAGCCAUGAAGCAAGAUCCCGCAGCAAAAGCCCUGUUCAUGGAUUUGGAGUCCUACCAGAAUUUCCUAAGACUUUACAUCCAGGGCAGCCUUGAGGCCUGUGACUACGGCCUCUGAGGGGCCCGGCUCCACAGCAAGCUCCCUCUGCUGUUUGGCUGAUGUGAGAAGGGGCAGGCUGCCAUUUCCCCACGUGCCCUUGCGUCCCCUUUGCUUGAAUCUGGCUGACUGGGCAUCAUGCUGGCUUAACCUGGAGGGCUGUUAGGCUCCUCUUGCCGAAGUGGGAGCCCGAUUACUAUCCCAGGGCACUCAGAGGGCUCUGGGCUCCAUCCUAGCCCGUCCUGAAGACGCCCCGCACCAUCUCUAGUGAGAUCAGGACUUUAAGCCAGAUGUCCAGUUACUCACAGAUUUGUACCCAGAUAUCCUGCUGUCAUUUCAGGAAACGGCUGCUCAGUUUCUUGUCUGGGUUUGAGUUGAGAAAGCUUCAGUUCCUUAAUCUUUCCUUCCUGGCAUCAUCUCCUCUCCCUCUGUUAUCCUGCUAUUACAAAUAAAGAAUUCCACCUCACCUCAAAGCUAGCUGCCUGCUG